Molecule: messenger RNA, 2521 nt
Organism: Thrips palmi
Lineage: Eukaryota; Metazoa; Arthropoda; Insecta; Thysanoptera; Thripidae
Gene: cactin
Product: cactin
Exons: 9
Coding region: 160-2430 (756 amino acids)
Biological process (GO): mRNA cis splicing, via spliceosome
Cellular component (GO): cytoplasm; spliceosomal complex
Molecular function (GO): protein binding
Source: RefSeq, a predicted model, not a curated record
ACCAUCGUGCAAAUAGUGGAGGAGCGUUUCGUUUUCGUUCCUGAACGAACAACAGUCAAACUACGGGAAUUACUCACAUUGUGUACUGUGCCGAAGGGAUUUCUUCGAAGACAUCAAUCACUAUUUAGUUGCGCAGAUUUUAUUGCCUGUUGUUAUAGGAUGUCUUCCAAGUAUGAUCGUAAACACAGUGGGAGAAGAGACGACAGGAGAGAUGAUAGGUAUGACAGGCAAAAGUCACGAAGUGGUGACCUGGAAAGUGGAAGAGGCAGAAGACACGACAGCCCGGUCAGGCAGAGGAAUAGACAACGAAGCAGAGACCGCAGUCGCAGCAGUGAGCGCUUCAGGCCAAAAUCAAGGGAUCAUGGCAGAAGCCGAUCGAGAAGUGUAGAAAGAGACCAUCACAAGGGAAGGUCAACAAAGCCAGACUUUGACAGGAAAGAAAGCAAACGCCAGAGUAAGAAAUCUAAGUAUAGAUCUGAUAGUUCUGACAACUCCCCCAAAAGAUCUAAGAGUAAAAAGAAAAAGUCUAAAAGGUCUCGGUCAGAAUCUUCCAGUAGUUCUUCAUCAGCAACCUCAGCAUCAUCCGCUGAUUCAACAAAACUAAUGAAACGUUUGCAUGAAGAGAGACAAAAGCAAGUUGAGCUGAAGCUUAAAGAAAAGGAGAAGAUGAAAGCUACUGAGACACCUGAAGAAAAAAGGUUACGAAGACUUCUUAAGAAAGAAGCCAAGGAACGCAAACGCAAGGAAAGAAUGGGUUGGGAUACUGACUACAUGCAUUAUACAAAUACGGACAAUCCGUUUGGUGAUGGAAACUUAUUAUCAACUUUUGUUUGGGGUAAGAAAUUAGAUAGAGAAGGUCUUACUGGAUUAAGCAGAGAAGAGUUGGAGGUACGGAACCGACAAAAACAGGAAGAUAAUAAACGUGAAUUAGAAAAAGUGAAAAAGCGUCGUCAAGAAAGAGAGCUGGAGAGGCAACAGCGAGAAGAAGAAAUGGCCCUCCUUCAGCGCAACAAGGAAGCUGCUCAGUUUCAGGAGUGGGAGCGUCAAGAAGACCAGUUCCAUCUGGAACAAGCCAGAUUACGCUCUUGUAUCCGAAUGCAGGAUGGCAGAGCUAAGCCUAUUGACUUGUUGGCAAAGUACAUAAGUUCAGAGGAAGAUGUAGAUGCUGUGGAAAUGCAUGAGCCUUAUACCUAUCUAAAUGGCCUCGCUACACAGGAUUUGGAAGAUUUGAUUGAAGAUAUUAAGGUUUACAAAGAGCUUGAGCGUGGGAAGAAUCUUGACUACUGGCACGACAUUACUGUGAUUGUGGAGGAUGAGCUUCACAAGUUGCGCAAGUUGCAGAAACAGACUGAGUAUGACUCAGCUGUUGGUCGCCGAGAGGGUAUUCAUCAGGCUGUAGCUAAAGAUGUAGCCACAGUUUUCAAAGGCAAGACUGCUGGACAACUAGAAGAACUUCAAACGAAAAUUGAAAGCAAAAUUAAAAAUAAAGUUGAAGGUCUUGAUAUUGGGUACUGGGAAAGUCUCCUGAGUCAGCUAAAAGCCCAUAUGGCAAGAGCUCGUUUGCGAGAUCGACACCAAGAAAAUCUGCGCAAGAAAUUGCAGGUAUUGAAGGCAGAGCAGGGUGUGGCUGAAGAUAGGGACGGAGAAAAUCAGCCCUCAACAUCCUCAGGAGCAGUUGCAAAGCAGGAGGACGAGGAGGAUGAACCAGAAAGCGGUGCUGAAGAAAACGAAGAAGAAGAAGACAAUGAAGAGUCUGAUAAUGCAGCCAAUGACUUACUGAAAGAAAGCUUUGCUGAUUAUGACUCUGGGGGAUACUCUCCUCGUUACCUUCAACCAACUGAUCUUGAGCCAGGAACCUUUGUCAUAUCGGAGGAAGAUGAUGACCAUCGUCUUGAGUUUGCUCGCAUCCAAAUCACUAGGGGAGCUGGCCAUCGUGUUGAGAAUGUUAUCACUGAAGAGGAGAAAGCAUUACAACGAGAAGCUCGUAAAGGAAUGGCUGGUGAUGAGGCUGAGUUUUCUGUGGAAACUACUCUGGACACUCAAGUUUAUCUCUGGUCUGAUAAAUAUCGUCCACGCAAACCCCGUUACUUCAACAGAGUGCAUACUGGAUUUGAAUGGAAUAAAUACAACCAGACUCAUUAUGACAUGGACAAUCCUCCACCUAAAAUUGUUCAGGGGUACAAAUUCAACAUAUUUUAUCCUGAUCUCAUUGAGAAGAGUGCUACACCUGAGUACUUUCUUACCCCCUGUCCUGAAAACAAAGAUUUUGCUCUUCUGCGUUUCCAUGCUGGUCCACCUUAUGAAGAUAUUGCUUUUAAGAUUGUUAACAGAGAGUGGGAGUACUCUUACAAACGUGGUUUCCGAUGCCAGUUUCACAAUAAUAUUUUUCAACUGUGGUUCCAUUUCAAACGUUACCGUUAUCGUAGAUAAAUUUUAUACUUUUUUAUGUAUAUGUCUGUACAAAUAAAGCUGUAAAUAAGGUUGUAAUUAAAAGCCCUACACAAUAUGUGUAAUAAUGAGA